Molecule: messenger RNA, 11419 nt
Organism: Limulus polyphemus (Atlantic horseshoe crab)
Lineage: Eukaryota; Metazoa; Arthropoda; Merostomata; Xiphosura; Limulidae
Exons: 3
Coding region: 178-9306 (3042 amino acids)
Biological process (GO): cell-cell junction organization
Cellular component (GO): plasma membrane; apical junction complex
Source: RefSeq, a predicted model, not a curated record
AAGAAAGUAUAUCUCACGUUUCCCGCAAUGAACAUGUGGAGAAAAUAGUUCAAGAAUGUGUCUUGUGAGGGAGACGUAAAGUCACCAGAUCUACCUGGAGCUAGAUCGCGUAAAAGAGACAGAAACGAUUUUCGUUAAGGUGACGUCAUCGAAAUUCUUCCGUGAUUGGUUGCCGUCAUGUGGGAAGCCGUGAGCGACUUCCCCGUAGAACAAAUAAGUAUAGUGGUACUGCUGUCAUUGUUCUUGUCGUAUUUUACCUGGUGCGUUGUUAGGUUCGUUUUAUAUGAGCUUCGUAGAACUACACUGUGGCGCGAUGUUUCUUUGCGCGUCAUGACUGCACAUGGACAGUCCGAUUCUUAUUACUAUGAGCCAAAAGACGACGAUAAGUUAUUUUCCUGGCAUCAUCACGAAGAUUGUGAUGACGAGUUUAUUCAUUCAGCUGUCGAAUUAGGGAAACAUGCUGAAGAAGACCUAACACCCGAAGAACGCCAGCUUAUUCUAUUAUAUGCUAAGAACAAUAAUACUGCGGAUGUGCCGUGCCUGCCGGACUUUGACUGUGGAAUCUCAAGAUGUCUGGAUACUAUAGAGGAGGAGAGCUUGGAUGACCUACACAGUCUAAGUGAUGGGGGCUCCUUGGAAUGGGGAUCGUGGGAGAGUCAGAGUACGGGGUCUGGUGACGACUGUGUUACUGUGGUGGAGGUGCCUCUAGCUGGACGACGGAAACAAGAGAUCUCUACAAGUUCUGUUUUAGAGACAGAAUCAGUGACUGUGCUUGAACCUGAGUUUGAAGUCAAUGAUACACGUAGAUCUGGAGAGAAUUUUGAGCAUAGCAUUGGGAUUCACGAUCUUGGUGAAUUGAUGAUAAAUGACGCAGCCAGUUCUCAAGUGAAUGUGUCUGAUUAUGAAGAGAAAUUAAGUAUUGUGGGUAACGAAUGUGUGACACAUAAUUUGUCACGAAAUGAAGUAGAGAAUGCUAAUACGUGUGGAGAUAGAGAAGUAUGUGAGGGUGAUCUGGAUAAACUACAAGAUGCAACUCGGUUCAAAAAACAAGAAGCUAGUAUUGAGUCUUCAAAGAAAGUGCUUCAGUCUGCUACACAAACUCUGGAUGCUUCUCAAACUGAUCAGUUACUUAAUGGCGGAGAUAAAGAUAGAGACUGGUUCGCAUUGGAGGCUGAGAAAACAACCGAUUGUUAUCCUGAUGGAAUCGACACAUCCAAGCAGCCUGAUGUUUUUUCGUUAUCAAACAGCUACAGCAGGUGCAAGGAAGAGUCUUUAAACAAUUGGCAGUCACAAACAACAUGUGGCUGGGGCCUGGAACAUUACUCUAUAGCAGGGGAGGAAAGAACAGAUUUCAACAACCUAUCUACUUUACCAAAUCCCUCCACGAUACGUCAUAAAAAUACAUGUUUGCCAUGUAUGUCAAAAAAUCAAACGACAUUGUGUCAGAACAACGUAAUUUCAUUACAAUUAACAGAAACAUCGUCCGAACUUUCACAAAAUAAUCAAACACAGUCUGCUAGGAGCUCGCCAGCUUCUUCUAAUUUAAAUGUGUUUAACGAAAAAUAUGAAGGAAAUGUGUGCACGAGAAACGACGAAUUCACACCAUAUAGAGAUAGUGUCGAUAGUGCAAGACGUCUAGAUGAAAAGAGCGAUUAUGAAAAAAACUCAAAUAACGUAAUUAGAUCUACUCAAUUUAAAACUAACCUGUGCUUGAAGGAUUUCGAUGAAAACGUUUUGGUGCAAAAUUAUAGCCCCAUUUUACCUCGGACGAACGGUGAACUUUGCUCAGUGAUAGAAACGUGCCCAAAGUCCGAGAAAUCGACCCAUUCAGAGGACGGCCACACUGAGGUAGCUGCAACGUGGGAAGAUAAUCGUGUUAAAACACCAAACAAUGGUUUUUCGUCAAGACAUGAUAAACAUUACUCCUAUAAAGGGUCAACACUUCACGACCAGAACAUUUCAAAAGAAUACAGCGCACGGCUGGCUGCGCUCACGAACAACGACCUCAGGGUAGGGACAUUAGCCCAGCUGAUGUGUGGCAAGCAGCACACUAGCGACAUGGAUCCGGCAUCAAAUCCAUCAGAUCAGGUCAGCAAACAAAAUGAUUUUAUUUUAGAUACAGAUCGAAAUAAAAAUCAUGAACGAAAUACCACAAAUCAAGAAACACAGUACCUCUCAGACUUAGUAAAUGCACAAAGUUUUGCUUCUACUUUAAAAUCCACUAAAGAAAUCGGAACUAAACAUGUUCCUCUGAAACACGACCAUAAGGACUUCCCGCCUGGCCGGAAGACAGGUGAUACAGACGGCUUUCAAACGGAGGACGUCGGAUGGAAAAAAAACCGGAAGUAUGCGAUACUUUCUGCUGGUGAAAAAACAGACAAUUGUAACACACAUGACAGCAGCGAAUCGAGUUGUAUAAGCAAAAAUCACCAAAAAGUGCAUAAAAAUGAACAUUAUUUGGCAACAGAAGUUAAACAAAAACAAAACUUCAAGAAAUAUGAGCCAAAUACUUUUUGGCCGCAAAAAAUCGUGAAUUCUGAUGAAUUGAUAUCCAUCAAUUGUUGCAAGAAUAGCAAGGGGACUUUAAGUUCAGUGCAGAAAGAACUAAGAGGGGAAAUACAUCAGAAAAGUAGUUGUCAUGACGAUAAAUCAAACAACACCAACUGCGUCUUAUUGACCGACACUGAAGAACAUGCGCUAAGAACUGUCUACGUGUGCAAUAAAACCAGCACGACUGGACAGGAAGGAAAUGUUGAACAAGACGCAUCAUCACCAAUAACAGAGCUUCAUCCUAAUAAUGUCGAUCUGUCAGAACAAGUGCAUUCUCUGACCUGUUUAACUCUAGAAACUAUUAACGGAACAGAGAUUAUGCAACAAAAACCAGAUCAUCUUAAUUUAGUACCAGAAGUGAGUGUAUUAAAGGAUACAUUAAGUGUAACAAAAUGUGAAGAAAAUAAGAAAAAUAUUACUGAAGAUGAGAAUAAAUCUACCUAUUUGAAGGAAAAUGAAAGGUGUAUUUUGACUGAAAACGUUCACCUAGUCUCUUCUGAUCAAGCAGUUGUCGAUCUUAUUGUGACAGAGCGUUAUCCCGAGCUUCGUUGUAAAGACAAAGACAGUUCUUCAGAAAAUAAUGAGAAACCAGAUUCUAGUUCAGGUAUCACGAAUACCCAAAACGCAUUCCAGGAAGAAGGUCUAGAGUCAUCGAAUAUGAAUUUGACAUUAAAAAACGAUUUCAAGCAUAGUGACCUAUCAUUAAAUAGUGAAUUUAAUGUGAAUUGGGACCAAGACUUAAUCACUAAAACUGACAGGAUCACAGGGUUUAAAACCCCUAAUGUAGGUAACAGAAAGAAACGCAUACAGAAUCUUAUAGAGAGAGACAGUGAACGAAAAGCCCGGAUGUGCCAGUUAUCUUCGCAGGAAACGACAGCUAAACAACUUUCCUUUCCUGCAUAUAAUUGUCAAACUAAAACGGACUUUGAUGAAUCUUCAAGUAACAGAAAAGAAAGUAUCUUAAACAAUAUGAAUAUUAUUGGAACUUCUGAAUCAUUUUUAUUUCUGCCUACUGAUAAGAUCAGUGAAAUAAUUGAAACCAAACCAAAAUUUGGUGAUGUAUUGGUGGCUCCAUCUACUGAUAAUUUCCAAAACAAUAUCUUUCCACAAGAAGAAAAACAGGAAUGUACAUCUACAACAAUGCUUGGUGAACGUCAAUCUCCUGAAGGUUCAGCUUCAGUCCCUGAACAAGAAGAACCUGUAAGGCUUGUCAGACAAAACUUGAGAGAAAAUAUUGUUCCUGUCAGCUUUUUGGAUAUUGUUUAUAACUCUGCUGCUAUUUUAAAUGAUAAGAAAAACAAAGAUAAACAGCUAAGUGAACACAGUAUUUUAUCUAGCAAAACAGACAAUCCUACUGAAAAUAAGUAUCAUUAUACGAACAAGCAACUAGAAAAAAAAGAUGAAAAGUUGAAUUGCCAAACUUAUCAGUAUAUGUCCGAUCAAAAAGACAUUAGAGAGACUGCAGUGACAUCUGUCGACGAUAUAUGCUAUUAUAAUAGUUUCCCAAAAUACACCAAUCAGUGCAACUCCGUCUAUAAUGGAACGCAACGAUGUGAUUUGAAAAAAUCAGAAACAGGUGGCGUUAGAAACAUGACAGGGAAAUAUUUCAAUUUGAUUUCAGAAGCAAAACAACCACUAAAUUCUACAUACCAACUCGAGAAGGAAAAUUAUAAACUCAACAGCAGUUUUGACAAUAACAUCAUAACCUCAAUAAAUGACAAAGGUUUCCAGGGUUUAAUGGAAAACAGGAUCCAUUCUAAAAAAUAUUCGCUGGUAACAUCUAACGCCUUAACUGGUACUACCACGAAAAUAUCAGAAAAGAAACAAAAUGUUCUAUCGACACGUGGUAAUACCAAGGGAAAUGUUGCUAACUCUUGUCUUACGUAUGAUUACGCCACCUACUAUACCGCCACAGCUAAACCUGAAGCAAAUAUUUCAAAGACAGAAGUGGGAGGGUCAACCCCUAAUAUUUCUACAGUUGUUUUACCAGUAACCACUGUGCCAGCUAGAGAAUUUGACAACUACCGGUCCGAAACUUCUAGCCUCCGGCGGGAACUAGCAGUAGAUAAAGACAUAUUAGUCCGACGUCGCUGGACACGCAGUUCUCCAGACCUCCGACAGAUUGGCAAUGCUACCCAGUGUUUUGGUUCAGCUCCAAUCUCCGCCUUACUGUCCAGGCCGGUAAGUGAGCGAAUUCAGGGUUAUCUGGAACAACAGACAAAAUCUAAAGGAUUUGUUGUAUCUCCUGGCGAAAAACUCAGCCGUCUGAGACGACAGUGCAAUAGCAACGAAAGUGUAAAAGAGAAAGCUGCUAGGUUCGAGGCUAAGAAAGUUCUACCAGGCGAGUGCCAGGUGUCGUGUGCACUUAAACCGUCACGUAGAGAAGUAGAAACUAACGGCCUAGUGAAUAAGGCAAAGAUACAGAAGUCCACUGUUCUGCACAGACCAGGUACGAAAAUGUUAACUCAACAUAAAUAUCGCAUUUUUUCCGCUCUGGAUAGAAAGGAGUCACAAACCUCAAGUUCAGAAGAAAUUUCAAUGAACGAAACAGAAGUUUCACAAAUUCCUGCAGGAGCCGAGUCAGAUUCCUUAGCCAUAUUCACCUGUCGAGAUUAUUCACUAUCUAGACUGAUUGACGAGCCAGCUUAUACUAACAGCGACGACAUUCAAAAUGUCGGAUGUUCCGCGCCAGGAGUGACGUCAGAACAUGACGUUAACAACAUGGAAUUAUUGGACAACAAAAAUAACCGUAAAGAAAAAUAUACUUAUACAGCUUCAAACGCAAAUUGCAACGAGUUAAAUAAUCAAAGAGCGGACGUGAGUGGUGACAAUGAACAUGUAAGUGUUACUCAUUUGACUAAUAUUAAUAAAGCCAAAACACGCGAAACUAACCUGACUGUUUCAGAAGUGGAAGAGGUCAAAAAUACAAAAGAAAUAUCGGAGCUAAGUGGUUUUAAUACCCUUUCGCCAACUAAAGCUUAUCAGUCAUCAAAGUUAAGCCUUUCAGUUAUUAACAGUGUGACGUCAUCGGAGAUCAGAGAAGACACACUCAAACGAGAUCUUGAUUAUACAAAAGCAUCUGUUAAACAAACCGAGAAUAACAAAAACCUCACAUGUACCCAAGAAAGGAGUUUUGCGUCAACUCAACUACACAGAGGAGUUAAGAGUCGGAUACUUAAUGCCAGGAAGCAGUUUUUUAAUGAAGUGAAAAAUUCAGACACAAAUAAUUUUGAUAAAGGAAAGGUUGGCGCUCUAGAAAAACUAGAGAGUUUCCGGCGUAGGAUACACGCAGAAAGGACAAAGCUUUUAGUUAGUACUCCUGACUUGGCUGUUUCAGUGGAGGCUGCUGUAAAAAGAUGCCGAAGGAAUGAGAAUGGUCUACGUACCAGUGGAGAACAGGAAAAUGAGGAAUAUGGCAGAAUGUCUUCUCAAGUAAAGCCUUACCCAAGCUGUAAUGAGGACAUUGUUUGGCCUUCGUGUGUGAAAACAGCUGAUCGGGAAAUAUCUGUACGAGAGAGAAGCAAAAGUCUAGGAUAUCUUGAGACAAACGUGGACACUCUAGAGUCCCGUGAGGUAUUGGAAACGGAUAUUGAUAAUAUCAACAAGCUCCCACAGCAAGAUAGUUUACUUUCUCGUACACGAAGCAUGGCAAUCUUGAGGGAAAAUAGCCUAGCUCGGCAACCUUCAACAAUAUUAGACACUUCACGUGCACGAAGUAUGGAUUAUUUGUUGGACGAGGAGAAUCGUCAGGCCAUCUUACCUCCCGAAAACACCUUAUGCUCUUCAAAAACCAAGUCUGAACAUGAACUAAUUAUAGAGCGAUCACUAAGCAAACUUAAUCUUCCUGAUUGGUGCAAAGGGACGGCCAAGGAAGGGUUCAUUCUCAAACGUGGGGAGAGGCGACGCCCCACAUGGCAGAGAUUAAGUUCCAGGACUCCUUCUUCUACCAGUUUAACGUCUAGUAGCAUGUCAGGCAGAAAUGUAGUAAUUCCUAAAAAAGUUACUCUUCCAAACUGGCGAUACGUAGAAUCACUGAAAUUGUCCCAAGAAAGUCUGGCUGUGACCACUUUAGGAUCAAUUUCUCCUCAAGAACAUCAUUCUUUGUCCCGAUGGAGCAGUUCACGCCUUUCGACCAAUAGUGCUCCUCCACAUAGCACUUGGACAGGAUAUCACUCUAUCAAGAAGCCCUACUUAGGAUGGAGGGCAACCAUGAUGAUCCCAACAAGCAGUGGGAGCGUUUCGCCCAUGCUGGAGAGCCAUCCCGAUUCUCCUGGGCGAAGCUCAGUUGAUACCGCCUUUGCUUCAGCAAGUCACAGUGACUGUGACCUGGCUGUGAAGCACGAUAGGGGUCUUUUGAAUAAUGGCAGAGAGAGUUCAGUUGAAUCUUCGUCUUCCUCUCAUCUCUACUCCAGCGAUAUGCAGAGAAGAUGGAAUUCUGCUUGUCCAAGUGUCUUGCAGUCUGAUGUACAAGAGAACUUGACUGUUCACAGACCUCGCAAAAAUGUUUCUCCGCAGAAUUACCGUACGUUUGAAAGUUACUCUGAUAAUGAGGCAGAUACAGAAUCUAUAAUUUCACAUAUUGAUAAACCCCACUCUACAUUCCAGAGUACUUCUAACACAGCUUUAAAUUCCUCUAAAAAGUCAACUCAUUCUCAAUAUCCAAGGGACAGUAACGAAAAACAUUCUGUGUCAAGGAGCUUUAACAGGGACACACCAGAUUGUGUGAGAGCAGGAAAACAUGACAGAUCAUCUGGAGUAGCCGAAGAUCUCAGUAAAAAGUCGUUUUUAGGGAUCGAUGGGUAUGAAGAUGUAAUAUAUAAAAAUGACGUUAGUAAAGGUCGAUGUUCACAUCUUCAGAGCGUGUAUAGCAGUGUUCCUAAGAAUUCUGAAAACCAGUUGACUACGGACAUCAACAAUAAAAUAACAACAUCCAAGUUAACCCCAAGAGACAAAGAACCUAGAAUGAGCAAUGGCCAACAGGUCAUUUGGAUGGAAUCGUCCUUCGUUGGUCGACGGCCCACUACAUCGAUGGUUGUACUACCGUCCACGAAUAGUACCAAUACUGAAGAUGGUGAGACCAGUAAGCAGCAGCCAAUCGUAGACAACAGCUAUCCGAAUCACGAAUCCAAUGAAGAACAUAAUUUUGAUGGUGCCAGUGUUACACUUGAUGAUGUUGUGGACUGUCUUCUUGCCAUACCAUCUGCUUCUCAACGACCUAGUCCUUCUGGCUAUUACAGGAGAAUUAAUGGUGUACCAAGUCCGUCUACACUUUCCAGCAAUCUAAACUCGCAAGCCAUUGAGAGAGAAUCGAGCGAAUCUCAUUUAUUAACUAGAGUUUUUGCUGGAACACGUCCCUCAGUAAAAAUCGCAGCGAAUUAUUAUUUACAAACUUCUCCAUUUUUAAACCGUAACUACGCAGAGCCAGAGUGCUCUUUAGCACAGUCCAUUUCAACGUCUAUCAAGCCAGACGACGCGUGUAUUGACACAAGCUUAAAACUAUGGAAAUCUAGUUGUCAAGAAUUAGUUGACCAUACUACAGACAUUGAGAACUUACACAACAAAGGCCUGAGUUCUGCAGAUUUAGUUGACCAGUAUCAAAGUAUUGAAGAUCCCAACAAAGAAUCGACGAAUCUCAGUAAAAAUGACGAUUCAAAAAAUGUAGACCUCCUUACUCUUCCUGACGAGCUCUCUAACACCAACUCCAAUGGGGACCUCAAAGCUUGGAAUGACGUUUUUGGUCCAACAAGAAUGCCAGUAAAAAACGACACUCGUAAACUCCGAUCUUCUUUAGAUUGUCAGCCAAAUGUUUCGAGUGCAUCUACUAAGGAAGCUAGCAUCAUAUUUCCUCCAUCAAACAAUGGGCUAAUCACAGGAAAAAUCAAAUGCAGUCGAAUGAAGUGCAACAAUGCGCUUCUCAGUGAAGAAGCACUCGUCAAAUUUCGAAUGUGUUCCAACUGUGAAAUUUUAUAUUGCGGACGACAGUGUCGCAGAAUUGACUGGGAAAUCCAUAAAAGUGUUUGUCCUUAUAACCGUGUCGUUAAUCUAUGUCAACAAGUUUUGUUCAAUGUUCGUCGAGACAACAUUGCAAGGCGCCACGUAUCGGUAUGCGCUAGAAAAGGGUUUCACGCCCUUGGUCGAGGAGCCGUGAAACUAAUAUUUUCUAACCCAGAUGACGCCUUAGAAUUUAUUUACAAGGGAUGGGAUAAGUUUAAAGGCCAAAUCUUCUAUAUCCCUCUUAAGGAACUAGUCAAUCAAGAAAUGGAUACAGAAACAUGUCGCAGAAUGCGUUAUUUGUGCCAUCGAUACCAACCAGAGACAAAACUUAUCCUUUUAUGCACCAUUUCUGUGAAUAAAUAUUCAGGAACAGCAGGAAAUAAAAACCAAGUACUGAUACGAGGACUGAAGAUGCGUUUGACCCCUCCAUUCCCAGAGGAUGACAUCCACACUGUUUUGCUCUCUGUGUCCAAGGAACCCGACUCUGAUCUUGAAGAACGUGAUCGGGGCUUUUAUGCAAUACAGCGCCAUCUAAUGGACAGAGGCAUUUGUUUAGAAAUUCAGUUUCCGGAUGUAUUUGCCAAGAUAAAGAAUUUUGUUCAAGGAGGCAACCCUUUUGUGCCAUUCAGCAUCUUUCUAAAUGAUAGUAAAGAGGAAAAAAUGAUUUUCUGUAUUCUUCUCCCCUGUGUCGAUGGCGAUAUUAUCCAUAAUGUCUCCAGUAAAAUCAGAGCUCAUCGUCCUCGAAGUCGAUGUUUCAUGUGAUGGGCUAAUCGAGGGUCAAGAGAAAACUUGAAGAAGUCAGAGGUAUUCUCUCAGAAUGAUUUAAUAGUAGGCUUGGCAAAUCUAGUCAAUCAAUAGUUUAACGGUUUGUAUCUUGGUUUAUUGGUACUACUUGUUUGUGUUUGCAGUUAGUAACUAAAUGAAUAAACUGUGGUGUGCACAAUGUUAACAACACCAACUUUCAGUUUGAAGCUAUGUAAAUGUUGUACAGCAAAUUUUUACGUUGGAAUGUCCUGGAUGUAGUGUUAAUCAUAAUACCAAAAACAAACUAUCCCAAACUUAAAGUUCUUAAUCUUCGUUAUUUUUUUUAAUGUUAAUAAGAAGUAAAUUUAUAUACAGUCAAAGAUAAUUAAUAUCCUGGAAGUUAUUAGUCUGAGAAGGUUUAACGUGUCUUCCAUAAAGUUUUGAGUUCUAUGAUUUUAUAGUAAUAAUUGUGUAUUGACUCCAUUGUACUAGAAUAAAUGUUCCACAUUUAACAUAAUCCUGAACACACUCAGUGGCCAUGUUAAGUGCGAAAAAACCACAACAAUUCUAUGUUAUUAUAAGCUGUACAGAAAACUAUAAUAAGAAAUAAAAUUAAGUACUAGCGUUUCCAGAAUUAAUGAUAAAUUGAGAUUACUUGUGUUAUAUUACUAAUUUCAAGUGUUAUGUUGUAUAUAUAAUAUAAAGAUAGAUUUAUCGUAAAAGUGAAAACAACGAGAUUUAAGAAAAUUCAAACCUCAGACUUCUCUCAGGCAUGAUACCGACAAUAAAUGUUUUCAUUCUCCAGAAAUCUAAUAAAUUUAGAUUAUUAUUAUGAUACUCUAAUAUCUAGUCAGAUGUGUCUAACGUAAAUAUUCUGUUUUAUAUAAAUAGAAGGAAAAUCAAGACGAACUGGAAAAAAAAAAAGAGAUUUUUCCUGAAAAAGUAGAAGGAAUUUUUUCGAAGUUUAUCAUUAAUUGAUAUUAACGUCCGAUCAGAACAAGACAUUUAUUUAAAGCAAAUUAAAAAUAUCAAUAUGGCAUCAGUAUAGUUAAUAAAAUAUACUUUUCGCGUUUAUAGUUAGAAAGAUCAGAGUACUUUGUUUCAUCAUGGCGGCUACUGAUAAGGGAUUUCCCUCGUAAUAAUUGUAGCUGUGUAUUACUGUAGUGUCUAAAAUGUCAGUAUAAUACAACUAUGCUUAGGAAAUGACUGGAUAAUGAGUCUAGCUGGCAAACAGGAUUAUACGAAACCACUUUUAUCCAACAAAAGAAACAAAAUUAUAUGUUUAAUAGAAAAUGGUUUUGACAUUUUGCUGUCUUGGUAAAAUAGACUCCAACCACCUCGUUAUUUGUUUAAUGAAAUAUUUCUUCUUUUUUCUCUAUUUUUCAUAUAAACCGAGAACGUUUCUCUUAUAUACGUCUAUAUUAAGUAGUAGUGUUUCUUUUCUCAAUUUUAUUAAUUAGUUUCAUUUCCGUAGUCUCUUCUCAAUCACGAAGAGUUUUAUUAGAAUAUAAUAAUCAUCGUGGACUGUUUGAAACAAAAUUAUUUCAUAAGGAGUAGACUAGUGAUAGUGAGUAGCUUAUCACAUCUUCAUUCAACAAAUUCUGAUUUCUGGUUGGUAUUUCUGUUAUAAAAAUUCACAACUUGAUAAUGAUUACGCUAAGGUGUUAUUUUCAGUGAGUUACAGCACGCGUUCAUAGUUUUUAAUCAGCUAGCUAACAUCGCUUUGGUUAUUUGAAACCAAUAGAAUAUUAGGUUAAAAAACAAAAACUAACUGUAAGCCAAUAAUGAAAAUCAGCCAGGAAAGAAGCCAUAUUUAAGCAGUUAUUUCAUAAACACACACGCUGCACAGUUGUAAAGGUUCUUUUCACAAACAUGUAUUAAAAUUAAAAUUAACGAAAAAAUGUGUAUGAUGCACGAGAAAACCUGUUUAUUUUAAUAAGUUUUUUUGCGUAUUACUAUGGAAAUAAUCUCACACACUGUUUUCUGUUUCUUAUAAACGUACCAAGUUUUCAGUUGAUCUCAGUAAAUGAGCAUGUUUCUAUGCUAAAAUCAUGUGUAACAUCUUCCAACAAACUGUAUGUUGUGUAAUGAUUCUAAGACGUUUGCUGUUAAAGUUAUAUAUAUAUAUACA